ACAGGGAUUUUUAUCGUCCCCUUUUUACUCUCUCUCUCUCUCUCUCUGGUUAUUAGUAUCAGAAGAAGAAGAGGAGAGAGAAAGAGGUGAGAAAUAAAAAUGGCGAUGUGGGUGUUUGGCUAUGGUUCUCUAAUUUGGAAGGCAGGCUUCAACUACGAUGAGAAGCUCUUUGGUUUCAUCAAAGGAUACCGCAGACUUUUCUACCAAGGGAGCACUGAUCACAGAGGGACCCCUGCAUUCCCUGGGAGAACAGUCACUCUGCUGCCCUGUGAUGGAGAAAAAUGUUGGGGAAUGGCCUACAAAAUUUCUGGAGAAGAAAAUAAGGAGAUUGCACUAUCAUAUCUUGAAGUAAGGGAAAAGCAGUAUGACACAAAGGCUUAUGUUGAUUUCUAUACUGAACCCAAUUCCACAAUUGCUACUAUACAAGGAGUUAUGGUAUAUGUAGCUUCACCUGACCCAAGGAUUAAUCCAAACUAUUUGGGACCGGCAUCACUUGAAGAAAUGGCCAAACAAAUUAUCCAAGCUGAAGGACCAUCAGGACCCAACAGAGACUACCUUUUCCAGCUCGACGAGGCGUUGAAGCAACAUGGAUGUGAAGAUUCGCAUGUCAUAGAUCUCGCUAAUGCAGUUAGAAAACUUCUUCCAGAGACGAAGCCAAGUUCUUGAAUUGUGUGAACAUAGCAAUUGAGCGAUGACGCUAUUUUUAUCGAGAAAAUAAAAAGAAAUUGAGCAGCUGUUGAACAGUUUCAAUUUCAAUACCCAUGAUCAUUGUGACCUGUAUUCAGUAUUCUCAUCUUCAUCUUAUGAUGUAAUAUGUAUAUUGUAUCAAGACAAAACAGAUGGCCCUCUAUGCAUUGUAGUCUUAUUAUGUUGGAUUAUAUUGGAUUGGUUGUUAUUAUUGAUCU
Molecule: messenger RNA, 905 nt
Organism: Asparagus officinalis (garden asparagus)
Lineage: Eukaryota; Viridiplantae; Streptophyta; Magnoliopsida; Asparagales; Asparagaceae
Product: gamma-glutamylcyclotransferase 2-3
Exons: 8
Coding region: 100-666 (188 amino acids)
Biological process (GO): glutathione catabolic process
Cellular component (GO): cytoplasm
Molecular function (GO): glutathione specific gamma-glutamylcyclotransferase activity; gamma-glutamylcyclotransferase activity
Source: RefSeq, a predicted model, not a curated record